Molecule: messenger RNA, 1380 nt
Organism: Nicrophorus vespilloides
Lineage: Eukaryota; Metazoa; Arthropoda; Insecta; Coleoptera; Silphidae
Gene: tun
Product: protein N-terminal glutamine amidohydrolase
Exons: 5
Coding region: 442-1011 (189 amino acids)
Cellular component (GO): nucleus; cytosol
Molecular function (GO): protein-N-terminal glutamine amidohydrolase activity; protein-N-terminal asparagine amidohydrolase activity
Source: RefSeq, a predicted model, not a curated record
AAUGCAACCUGUGUGUAUAAUUUAUUUAAAUAGUGUAUGAGUGUGUGGGGUUCCGUUUCCAUUUCUCCUUGGUUGCAAUUAGUUGUACCUGUACAGCCUAGGCGCAGAUACGUAGCUUACGUUUCCUUCUACUAUUUUGCUUUUUCUUUAAUAGCAACGUGGCAUGCCACUAAGUACUUAAUAAUUCACAGCCCUCCAGUUCUCUCCCUCUCUUUCCAUCCCCCGGCUUAAUUUAUUAUACUUUUUUUCUCCACACUUUAUAACAAACCGCUUAACAGUGGAAUGCAAAUUUCUUUCUCCGUUUACAUUUGCACGUUGUUUUCUUUCUGCCAUUGUAUCAAUUCUCCUUCGACCAUCAACUUCUCUGGGCUACUACUAGUUCGUUUCAUCGCUUCCAUUCCAUAAAGUGCUUCUUCGGCGAUAAAGCGAAAAACAGCAAUUAUGGAAAAGAUGGGCAUUUUCUUAUUGGAGCGCGAAGAGAACGUCUACAAGUUAUGCCAGGACGUUGUCUCUCGUCACUAUAGCGAAAUCCAGAAAUGCUACGCUGUUUUCGUGUCCAAUCCGAAAAGGACCGUGCCAUUGUGGAGACAACGUGCCGGGAAAGAAGAGGACAAACUCGUAGUAUGGGACUACCACGUGGUAUUUUUGUACCAAGCAGAGCCCGAUAGAUGCUUGGUGUACGAUCUGGAUUCGGAGCUGCCGUUCCCAACUUAUGUCCACAAAUACGUUACAGAGACAUUCCGUACAGACAAUAUACUAAAACCGGAUUACUUUAGAUAUUUUCGUGUAAUCCCAGCUACAGAAUUUUUGAAAGAUUUCACCUCGGACAGGAGGCACAUGAAGAGAAUAGACGGUAGCUGGAUAAAGCCUCCACCGAACUAUCCAGCGAUUUGCAACGCAACAAGCACACACAAUCUGGAAGAUUUCAUUCAGAUGGACGCAACAAAGGGACCAGGACAGGUCCACAAUUUGACGCAAUUUGUGCAACGAUUCUGCAAACCCGCAACUUAGUUUCACGUCGGGGAAAGCGAGACCAGUCCAAGUUUAAAAGUUUCGCAUUUGAGCCGUUUGCAUACAGUUGCUCCUCGUCAAUUUUUCAUUGUGCUCUUAUAUUUAAUAAGUAACGAAUACUGCAAUAUAUUCGCAGAGCAAAUUCGGAAUGUUCGUUUGGAAUGAAAAUUUGCAACACAGAAAAAAAAAAUAAAGGAAAUUACAAGAAAAAAAAUAAUGAAUAUAUAUCGAUACGAAACAUUUUCUCUACAAUUUAUAUAUAAAAAGACUUUUAAAUGUUGUUCUCUAUAACUUUACAUAUAUAAUAAUAUCUUACCUCUUUUAUAACUUUCCAUUCUAUCUCUACUGAUUCAGUAUUUUCAUAAAUAA